AUGUACUUCCUUCACGAACGUAGCAAGUACCUCAUGACUCAACAAGCCAUCCAAGUCAUCAUCACCACCAUCUACACUGUCUUUGCAAGCCCUAUCGCUGGCAAGAUCACACCCGAAGGCUGGUAUGGUCUUGGCGCUGGUCUCUCGGGCCUUCUGUUUGUUUUCGCUUUCCUCUUCCUGCCCGAGACCAAGUACGACCGCCCUCUCUCGUCAUACCAGGAGGCCGCCGAGCACAGUUUCGAUGUUGAAGAAACCGCACGCAAAGCAUCGCCCUCGGUCCAUCUCUGCACUACCAAACCCGAGCUUGACUUUGUCCGCUAUGCUCCUCGCACCUUCCGUUCCGACUUGAGAUUGUGGGUUGGCAAGCCUGACAUGAAGCAUGUCCUCGAUGUUUACAAGGUAAGCCUGCUUCUCAUGUGCCUGGUACUCACUUCAUUGACAUUUACCUCUAGCNAAAUGUGCGGCUUGCUUCUCUUCCCCAACGUCUUCUGGGCUCUUUGUCUCAACGGCCUGACUCUCGGUGCCAACAUCGCUAUCGGCACGACAUACGGCGGUAUUGUCACUGCUCCCCCAUACAACUGGAAGCAAGAUGCUGCUAGUUAUGUCAACAUUGGACAGAUCGUUGUGGCCAUCAUCGCUCUUCCUCUGCUUGGACAUGGUUCCGACAGACUUGUCAAGUGGCGUGCCCAGCGCAACGGCGGCAUUCACGAGCCCGAGAACCGUAUCCUUCCCCUGAUCAUUCCCCUGGUUGUUGGAGUGUUCAGCUGUGUGCUGUACGGUCUUGCUGCUCAGAACCCGACCCACUACCACUGGUUCACAUAUGUCUGGGUCGUUGCAGGUAAGCAUAUUGGUCCGAUACUACCAUUCGUCGCAGUCGCUAAUUUCUGUCACANNGCAUACUACUUUGCUUUCGUCGGUGCCAACAUCGUCGCCAUCACUUACCUUCUGGACAGCUACCCCGCUCGUGCUGGUCCUCUGUUGGUCAUCGUUUGUGCCAUGAGAGGUAUCAUGAGCUUUGGUGUCAGCUACGGCAUUCAGCCUAUGAUUCAAGCCAAGGGAUACGACGGCGCAUUCGGUAUCUUUGCCGCUUUGACUGCAGCUUUCGGUCUUUUGGGCGUCCCAGUCUUCAUCUGGGGCAAGAACAUCAGAGCCUUUACUGGCAAGUGGACCAAGGACAAGGAGGCAUGA
This is a messenger RNA of Aureobasidium uvarum, 1188 nucleotides long. The record is from the annotation of a GenBank genome assembly. Lineage: Eukaryota; Fungi; Ascomycota; Dothideomycetes; Dothideales; Saccotheciaceae.